AACUAAACAUACAUAACCUCAGAUAAUCGUUGAAAUCUCGAUGAGUAGCGAGACUAGCGUUAAUAGUAAUUUUGCAAGAUGAAUUCGAAAAAUGUUGGUACGGGCGAACGUUACAAUUUACGUUGGAAUAAUUUCCACAACAAUCUAGUGCAAGUGUUUUCGGAUUUGAAAAAUAAAGAACAAUUAGUGGACGUAACAAUAAUUUGUGAGGAACAGCACAUCAAAGCUCAUAAACUAGUUUUAGCAGCAUGCAGCGAUUUCUUUAUGGAUUUAUUCAAUAACACGAACGUAGCACAUCCAAUUAUCAAGUUUUACGAUAUAAAAUUAUCGAAUUUAAUACAAAUUAUUCAGUUCAUAUAUCAAGGGGAAGUGAAAGUAUUGGACGUGGAUUUGGAAAGUGUUUUGAAUUUGGGGGAGAAGUUUCAAGUAAAAGGUUUAUCUUCGGUCAAGUUAAAACAUCAAGUAGGUCCUACAGGUGAAUACGUCGCCCCGAAAUCAGUGAAAUACAAAAUUUUAUCACAGUAUGGUAAAUCGAUUCCAGAUACAACAAUCAAUGCUAAAACAAACAUACCUAUAGUGGAAAUUAUCGAUGAUACUAACGUGGAACCUUCAAAAAAGAAAAUUAAACUAUCGGUAACGACGAAAAAAAAUACAGACGAAAUUAUACAUAAAACUACAGAAACGAAUAAAAAACCCAUCGAUGAUACUACUUUGAGCACUUCAACAACUCCGGUUCGUAAAAAUGUUAGUGUUUUGAAAAUCAAUCAACCCAAUAAAGCAACCAUUGUUAUCAAAAAUUACGGUAAAAUUCCAAAUAAAGAUACAUCGCCGCCAAUAUAUAACAAUCAAUUGUGCGCAAACACCACCAACAAUAAAAGUAAAACAACUUUGAAACAACAACCAAAGGAAGAUACAACUAGAGAGCAAUGUGAUGAUACAAAGGAUAGAUCAGAUAAACCGAACGCUUUUAUGUUAUUUUCCAAAGAGUGGAGAAAGAAAUUGGGAGUGGAAUAUCCGAAUGAAGAUUUCAAAAGUAUAUCUGUAAGAUUGUGUGACUUGUGGAAAUCGCUAACGCCCGAAACCAGAGAAUCUUAUUAUUUAGCAGCUCGUAAGGCACAACUCUCCAUACCUCAAUCAAAAUCGGCUGCCACAUAAAAAAAAUUGUAUUAUUUUGUAAAUAUUGUAUCUAUAGGUUUAAAAUAAUUUUUUGAAAGGAUAAGAAGAAUUUGUUUCAAUUUCAAUGAUGUUAUUUAAUUGAAUACAAUUAAAUUAUUUGUUUAUUUAAUAAGAAAUGUGUACUAUAAGACUACACCAAUUGUAUAAGCUUUUGUAAAUUUUUAUUUUCGUGUACAUAAUUAAUAUUAUCGGAUUUAUGUUAUCAUUAUACAUACAUAGUAUGUGAACUGAUUUUCGCUUAAUAAAAUUGAUUAGAAUUAA
This is a messenger RNA of Diorhabda carinulata, 1437 nucleotides long. Its product is annotated as protein bric-a-brac 2-like. NCBI's taxonomy places the organism in Eukaryota, Metazoa, Arthropoda, Insecta, Coleoptera, Chrysomelidae. Gene Ontology annotation, cellular component: nucleus. Bases 79 to 1155 code for a protein of 358 amino acids. The transcript has a single exon. The record is from RefSeq and is a predicted model, not a curated record. Gene Ontology annotation, biological process: regulation of transcription by RNA polymerase II. Gene Ontology annotation, molecular function: protein binding.